Messenger RNA from Hemiscyllium ocellatum (epaulette shark), 1842 nucleotides. Its product is annotated as serine protease 23-like. NCBI's taxonomy places the organism in Eukaryota, Metazoa, Chordata, Chondrichthyes, Orectolobiformes, Hemiscylliidae. The transcript is spliced from 2 exons. The record is from RefSeq and is a predicted model, not a curated record. Gene Ontology annotation, molecular function: serine-type endopeptidase activity. Bases 398 to 1504 code for a protein of 368 amino acids. Gene Ontology annotation, biological process: proteolysis.
CGUUGGACGUCGUCUGGACCCACGUGAUGAACAAACAUCCAGCACAGCGAGAGUUAGGGAAAGUUCAGCAAUAAAAAACUUUCCCAGGAACUUGUGCUGAGGGUUUGGUGAGUAGCGACUAAAAAGGAGCUACACACAGCUGUAUGGAGCAGUUCUCGCAGCUACACGAAAACAAGCAUCUCUGCAGGCUGGGAGUAAAGAGAGCACAUUGACGGGAGAGACACCAGCCGGAUCCCCAGUUGUACUGAACAGAGAGAAGGCUGAAUUUCCUCACUUUAAAUCUCAGAGGAGAGAAAGAAUGAAAGUGUGUGCACCUGCCGGAGUCUGAACAAAAGCCACAGCAUUGCAAGUGGGAUCAGGCUGUUUGAAAAGCGAGCCCAGCAAAGCACUAUUCAUCAUGGUAACAGUGCCAAUACUAGUCAUUUUCCUUUGUUCCAUCAAGCAUGUAAUGCUGCUUAAGGCAGAAUGGCGACAGACAAGAAUACCUGCUAUUUUGCCUCAUGAUACCGUGACACUGGAGAAAGCUCAUUUUCAGGGUAAAACAAAACUAGAAGUAACCUCUCCAUGUGAAUUAGAGUGUCAUAAAAGAGCACCCCUACCAACGUAUGAAGAUCUAAAAGAAUAUUUGUCUUUUGAAACUCUGUACUUGAAUGGAAGCAGAACCCUCACAAGUGUAAACAUCUAUAGUUUCAAUUCUGUCAACUUGGAAAACAAACAACAUUACAGCAGUGGUCGAAGAACGAAAAGGCAGGUCUUUGGCUUGGAUGGCAGAUUCAGCAUCUUGGCUAAAAACUUUCUGUUGAGCUAUCCUUUCUCAACGUCAGUGAAAGUUUCCACAGGUUGCACUGGGAUUCUUGUAUCAGAGAAGCAUGUUCUAACUGCUGCCCACUGUAUUCAUGACGGUAAGAACUACGUGAAGGGUGCACAAAGGUUGAAAGUUGGAUUUUUAAAGCAGAAACAAAAAGCCACAAAUCAAACCAACUCAAUAUUUCCAGAAAAACCUAGGCUCCAUUGGAUACGAGUAAAACGGACACAUGUCCCAAAGGGAUGGAUCAAAGGUUCAGCAAAUGAAAUCGGCAUGGAUUAUGACUAUGCACUACUGGAACUGAAAAGACCUCACAAGAAACCCUUUAUGAAAAUAGGAGUUACUCCACCUCGGGGAAGGAUGCCUGGUGGUAGGAUUCACUUUUCAGGUUUUGAUAAUGACCGUCCAGGAGAUCUUGUUUAUCGUUUCUGCUUGGUCAAAGAUGAAACUUAUGACCUUUUGUAUCAGCAUUGUGAUGCUCAGCCAGGAGCUAGUGGUUCAGGUGUUUACAUUCGAAUGUGGAAACGGCAAAGUCGGAAGUGGGAGCGAAAAGUGAUUGGCAUAUUCUCAGGACAUCAGUGGGUGGACAAGAAUGGCAUGCAGCAGGAUUACAAUGUGGCUGUUCGGAUCACUCCUCUGAAAUAUGCACAGAUUUGUUUCUGGAUCAAAGGAAAUUAUGUUGACUGUAGAGAUGGAUAAAGGUUUUUAUUUGAUGUUUUUAAAACUGCACUGUGUAAGCUGGUAAGCUUUCGUAUCCAAGAGACAUUCAACUUAAUGUACUGUGGAUACAUGUCAUGUGACUGCAACGUAAGGACAAAAUAUUGCAACAGAGCUCAAUUAAAAAUAUAGAAAAAAAGAUUAUAAAAUGCUUUGUAACUGCUUAUUGUGGCACAUUGAAUUUAAAAAAGAUAGCAACCCUCUAAUAACUUCCUUUUGCUGCAUUUUGGAACACCUUUAAAACAUGUUGUGUUUAAUGUUGCAACCAUUUCUUUUCUCCCGGCCAUAAAUGUUUAAAUAUUUUAAACAGCCAGUCUAAU